This is a messenger RNA of Paramuricea clavata, 4705 nucleotides long. The record is from the annotation of a GenBank genome assembly. NCBI's taxonomy places the organism in Eukaryota, Metazoa, Cnidaria, Anthozoa, Malacalcyonacea, Plexauridae.
AUACGAUGGAGUGUUCGCGUCCCUUUUGAAUUGACGUUUAUUGAUGAGCAAGCUGGUAGAGGGAAGGAGUCAGUUUUAGGGUCGAAGGUCAAAUCAGAAGGAUUGGUCAAUCCAUGUGUUCUAAAAAUAGUCGUAUGUCAUGUGUGUACAAUAAUAUUACUAUAUCGUUUCGCUUUGUGUUGCACUGCGUUGCACUGUAUGACAUUGAAACUUUGUUAUCACAUAUUUGAGAGUUUUAAGUUAAAUGAACGAACCCCCACAAUUUAGUCCUACAGUAUUAGAUUUUAUGAAAAUAAAAUGAGGUAUCUAUAAAAGUCAUUCUACAGCAUCUGAAUUUCUUUAGUUUUAUAAUUAGCUUUUGACAUUUUAUGGCAAAUCAUUAACAUUGCCUUAUUUAGUUGAGCUAGUCCAGAGGCCGCGGAAGCAUUUCGAAAGUAGGGGGGCAUUGGCCAAAAGGGGCACUUUUGUAUAUGAUCAAAAUCAAACGAUUUUAUGUUGUUCACGAGCCGAACGAAAAUUCUUGAAAAUAUGGAGUCUCUAUAACGUCGGAAAUGGCCUUUAUAGAGUCUUUACUACUGCAAAAACGGCACUUUUUCCAGCAGAAGAGGGCGUUUAUUCAAGAAAUACUUUUUUGGUGCUGUAAAUGGGGCACUUUAGCCCAGACAAAAGGGCACUUUUUCACUUUUUAAAAAAGUGGGGGGGGGCACAUGCCCCCAUUGCCCCCCGGUUUCGCGGCCCCUGUGAGCUACUAUAUACCUCAAAAAGAUUAAUUAAACAUACUUUGACAUUUUACUAGCUCGAAACGUCUAUCUGGAGUGCAUGUUUGUAAUCUUUUUAAGGCAGUUCACUGCACACAGACCAUGAUGGCAGCUUAUUGUAGAAUAAAACCUACACUAUAAUAAGAGCUCCAGGUUUUCUGUUAUAUUCUAUCGAAUUUGUACUUACGAUCGAUAGACUGUGACCGCACUUUUGAGAUAAACCUCUGUACUUUUGAGACAAAUUUCAAAGCGCCGCAAAUGUACAGUAUAUACAAGGGGACUUUCAACCCUAUUUUAAAUAAUUACUAACUUAGCCUGCGUAGCAGGCGUUAUUCGCGGGCACAAGAGAACGGGCAGCUUGAAAUACCGCCUGCCCAAAAACUAUAUACAUUCUGAGUUCCGCCCAGGCGCCCACCGAACGCAUGGUUCCACCCAUCUUGUCAAACUCUUUCAUGUAUUGCACCAGUGCAAAUAUACAAAUUUGACGUUUUAUAUUUUCUGUCCACUGAAUGCUAGGAGGACAAAGAUACCACGUUCUAUUCAGUGUAACAAUAUUUCCUCAUUCAUAGCGAUAGUUUUAGUCGAUGGCAAUAUUAUAGCGAUUUAAUGUAUGAGCUUUGAAAGUCAAGCAAGUUCGUAUAUUAUCAAAUUACGCAAUUGUUUGAACAAAAAUGUAGACUAGCCAUCAAUCUCGUUCCCAGAGUAUGCCUGUUCGCGGGUUAUAUAACCCCAGAUAAAGAAUUCAAUUAAUACAUUCGUUAUUUUUUCGUUAGUCUAUGCCAUCACUCGAUAGAUCGGCAUCAAUUUAUACGAAAAUAACAAUAGUUCAUAAUACGGCAACAUUAACUUCUAAAAUUGACACUAAUUAUUCUAAUUCUUUACUCCUAUCAAUCAAAAAUUCAAAAUUAACAUUCUGACCAAUCAGAAUGCUCCGUCAUCCAGCUGCCGGAGAACUCAGAAUGUGUAGUUUUUGGGCAGGCGGUAUUUCAAGCUUCCCGUUCUCUCGUGCCCGCGAAUACCGCCUUCUACGCAAGCUAUUACUAACUUGUAUACAUAUCUUUUUCUUCGGAAUUCUCAGGGUGAUGAAAUUUCCAAUAAAACCACAAGAUGGGAUGUUUCUUUUCACGAAGGGAUCCUUGUUGAAAUAAAACCAAAAUACGUUAACGAUCUACAGACUUUUAUCAAAGUAAGUUAAUUAAUUGAGUGGAGAUGAUCUUUACAUGUGGGGAUCUAGUAUAUACCGGAGUUGGGCGCGUGAGAAAAAAGAUUAUAUACUUAUUCGCUCCCUUGAACGGCCACUAUUAAUACUGCAUGCAUUUAUUCCAAUAUAGACUUACAGAUCAAGAAGUGUUAAACAUGCCUCAAAUUCAUCAACAGAAGUUUUAGAAUGGCACAGAAAUGUGCCGCAAGCUGAUGACGUCAUUGAUCAAGAUCGAAUUGCAUUGAGUGAGAAUUUAGACAAAAUGUCGCACCGACAAGAAAUGUGCGAGGUAAGCAUAUAUUCGUCAGAAUAUUGGUCUUUACAAUGCGAAUACUAGUAAAAAUGUCCCAUGUUGUUUUCUUGCAAUGGGAAAGUAAUUGUACGUUGCACAGGUGUCCCUCACCAAAUAUUUAAGUUUUUAUAUACCUGUACUUCGAUUUCAAUGUGCGUAUAAAAACAUGGGCGUACCGAGCGGGGGGGCGGUAGCCCCCCAGUUUUUUGGGCACUCUGGCAAUAUUCGCUGAACAGUCGGGCAAUUUUGGUUAAUUACAAAAAUAAUGGGACAAUUUCUAUGAAUUUUGCGGAAAUGUGACAAAUUCUGUGAAUUUUGCGGAAAAUUUUGUGAAAUUUCCCAAAAUUUUGUAGGUUCCGGACAAUUAUGGUAUGUCCGGAAAAAAUUUUUGACCCCUAAAAUGGUACACUGACCGAAAUUUUUUUGGCGACGGGUGGGGGAGGUCGCCAAAACAAGUUCCGGAAAAAAAUUUUUGUUACUUGUCGGGUAAAAUCCGGAAAAGUCGGGCAAAUUUCUUGCCGCCCCCCUAAAUUUUUCCUUCCGGUACGCCCAUGUAUAAAAAGCAAUUUGUGUCAACCAAAGCAAUUUUUAUUUCCAUGAACAUUUUUUGUUUUCAUGCUUCAUUGUUGAGAUUCUGUCGUGUAUGUGGGUUCAGAAAGUACUGUAUAGGAGAUACAGUACAGAUUUUGGCAUUAGUCCUUUGCAAAUUAUAUCAUUUUACCACGCGCGGUUCCUCGCAGCACCCUCAACUUUACUCGCGCGGUAAAAGCCAGGUGUGAUAUGAUUCAAUUAAUAUUGACUAUAACUAAUAUUAACUAUUACUAAUGACGGAACCAUAUGUAUAUAAACUAAGGCGAUUGAUAUUAAACUCUCCUUCAAACCUUACUACACUAGGGACCUGCACUGUAGCGGUCUCGUUGCAAGUUGCACUGGCAUGUGAGAAAUUUAAACUGCUAAGUGUUACUCAUUAAUCUUUUAAUUUAGUUUGCGCAGAUAUCUGCAAAUAUAUGUGACGUAACUAUUGAUGUUAAAGAUGGCUAUGAUGAGAAACUACUACAAGUCGUUAUGAUACAUCCAAAGGUGUGUGAUUUCCAAAAAGCACUUAUUAUUGAUAGAAAUUAUAUUCCGCUUUUACGUCAACAUUUAGUGCAUUUAUCAUUCUGUUUUGGUCACUUUAACACCUGCACAUCGUUUCUGAACAUUGUGUGCUAGCAUCUAGCUUUGUUGUUGAAUUGAAAUCUUACCAAUCCCUUUUUUACUGUGAACGGUGAAUUAAUAACUGACUACAGAGGAGGAAAAGUUCUUCUUGGAUGCCGAAAACUCAUGAUUUUAUUUUGGUGACAUUAUAAAUUUAAUAUAAAUUUUGCGUGUCGUAGAAAGAUUCUUUAAUUUACAGCUGCUAAAUUGUGCUAUUGAAAAAAUAAUUUAGAAUGGGAAAGAUUAGUUUGUUGCAAGUGUUCACUCCAGAUACUUUGUACGUACUGCAUUUGUCGUUGGGUCAUGACCUUUAGACACGUCUAAUCGCUUGUGGUAAUUUGUAUUGUUUUUCAAUCAUAAUUACGUAAUAUAAUAAAUACCUCAUCUGCAUAAAACGAAACUAACAUAUUAAAGACAAUACGACAUUGUCCCUCUUGAGUCGUCCAAAUUUGUGAAGACAAAACAGUAGAAGAUUUCACUAGUAAAGAACACUGGAGUAAUAUCGCCAACAUAAAAGAUAUGUGAGUAUAGGGACUGUUUAGAUUUGUGUCCUUUCGGGAAAGGCUUCCCUUCCACUGGAAGACAAAUAUGGCUACGAAGACAGCCGCUUUAUGGAAGCUAUAGAUGAACAUUUUGAUCGUCCUAUAUGCUACAAUGUUCUGAAGGAACCAGUGAACACAUAUUUUGCCGUGGCUGUAUCACUAAACAUUUAACUGAGAACUCGCAUAAAUGCCCAGGAUGUAACGAGAAGUUGACUGUGGAAACUUCGUCAAGCCCCACGCCUCAUAAACAAUUAUUUAUCUGAGGUGAAGAUAACCUGUGAUUAUUCCAGUCGAGGUUGUCAUGAGUAUGUUCGUCUUGAAGAGCUUGCUUUUCAUGUGGCGAAUUGCAAUUUUGCUCCGGUGAAGUGUUCAAAUGAGGAAUGCAGAAUGGAAGUUAUUAAGGGAAAGUUAAUUCAUCACAAUUUAGAGCACAGUUUGCGAGUACAGCAAAGUCCAGUGUCAUUCUUGUGAAAAGUUAGAACAAGAUGUUAAAGAGAUGAAAGAGAAAUUGGAAGAUAUGGCAGGAAUAAAGGAGGAUGUAGACCAAGUAAAGGCACUGCUCGUCCAGAUGUUCGAGAAAUUAAGCUUCCUUGAAAACAACAUUCAAAUCUUGUCAGCUAUCAACCACGCAUCGAAUACAUUGAUGGAAGACAUCGUAAUAGCGUUACGAGAAUCAGUUAUUUGUCGGAAGGAAGGGGGAAUUUUGGAGGAAGAA